UUGUGUGUCUCUUUACAAGAAACAGUUCUUGGGUUACUCUUCGCCAAGUAGGCCUCAGUGUAAGUCCAUGAACAAGCCUAUUUUGGCGCUCGAGUUCUUUCUCCGAACACCUUCGGUGCACACCUUUGGCCGGUGGUCGAGGAACGGCUCAGCGUGGAUGCCGGAGUACAGGAGCAGGUUUUUAUCCUCAAUAGAGAAGAAUGGAGCGCCAUCAACUCAAAUAAAUUACGAAGUCAAUUAAUGCAGCACGUCCUUCCACCAUUCAUGACGACAACCCCACACCAAAUCUUUGAGCUGCAGUAACCCACCCACCGCAAAGCAAGACAGAGACCCGCCCUGAAUGAUUCCGUGGCGACGGGGACUCCACAACCGCCUCAUCUCCCACCUUCCGUCACGGCAGAUGUUGCGCAUCCUCGUGGCCUCACCGCUUAUGGUGAGAUGGGCCUCGUCCGGGGGUCAAAUCUCGCUUGAAAGGCACGGGAGAACUCCCCUUGCCGCGCGAGCCAAAGUGUCGCGUACCAAUUGUUUUCUUAAGCGGUCUUCCAUGGGUUAGAGCCCCAAAAGCUCCCUGCUCCCUGUUCUUCCUUGGCAGUUGUUGUCACUUCAGAGUUCAGACAUAUCUAAAGGUUAGAAGGGGAGGAGGAACAUGGCAUCUCUUACUCCAGGGGUACUAAUAAAGCUUCUCAAGAACUUAAAUACUGACAUAAAAAUAUGUGGAGAAUACCGGUCAGUUCUUCUUCAAGUAAUCAGCAUUGUGCCUGCUUUGACUGGCUCAGAGCUUUGGCCAGACCAUGGUUUCUUCAUAAAGGUCUCUGAUUCUUCGCAUUCCACAUAUGUUUCAUUAUCUAAAGAUGACAAUGACCUGAUCUUAAUGAACAAGCUUCAACUUGGGCAAUUCAUCUACAUUGACAAAGUUGAGGCUGGAACCCCAGUUCCAGUCCUUGUUGGUGUGCGACCUGUGCCUGGAAGGAACCCGUGCAUUGGGAAUCCAAAGGAUCUAAUGAAUAUGUUGGUAUUUUCUGACGCUUCAGAUACAGCCGAUCAUUUAAAGAACACUUCCAGGUCAUAUGAAUUAUUUGAAGGGGAAAAAGAGAGCCCAAAACAUAGAGUAGACAUCAAAGAAGAGAAGAAUGUGGUUGCUUCUCGAUACAUGCAAGGUGUUUUAAGGAGUAAUGUGAAAAGUUCUGGUUCAGAAUCUUAUUCUAUUAAUGAUAAAAUUGAAGAAAAUAGUAGUGUUAUUGAACCAGAGAAGAAGACUAUUCCUUCCAGAGUCAAGCACGAGACUAAACGUCAGGUAUUGCAGCCGAAACCUACAAUUCCAUGUAUUCAGAACAAAACAGUCAAUGAAAAGCAGGAAAAUUAUGUUGCUACCCUUAAAGAUGAUGCAAAACCUCUGAAGAACAUGUCUGUCAAAUCUAAUCCUAUUAUAAAGAAGAUGUCAUCUUCCAACACCAUGUCCUCUUCAUUGAGCAGCAAUAAAAGAAGAGUUGCGGAUGCCAUCCCAUGGGACUCUCUUCCUGCCAGCCUAAUCAACCCUGGGAAGGGAAUGGUUAAAAGAAAAGAAAUAGCUUUUCUAGUAGCAGCUGAGGCCCAACGAGAAGCGGCUACAGCUGCAGCUCUUGUUAAAGGCCUUAGCAUAUUUGCAGAUCUGCGCAAGUCUUCUAUGGAGGAGAAGCUCCAUGUCUCUCUGGCAAAGUUCUUUUCACUACAUCAGCUCUUAAAUCAGCCAAACAUAGCCAUUGAGAAAGAUAACUUGACUGGGAUACCCAAGCAACUGGCUCAAGAAGGAGAGAAGCUGAUUAUGAAAACUGCAUUGCCUAACAGUAGAAGGGUUCUAAAUGCUCCAAACCCUGCAGAGGCAUCCUGCGGAAAUGAAAAGAUAACAUGGUCAAGAGGGGAUGGCUUGAAGGAGAUCCAAGAACUAAGGGCCAAUCUCCGACAGGAAUCACGGUCAUGGUUCUUGAGUUUCUUGGAAAAUGCUCUUAACAGUGGCUUCUAUGCAGAGUCUCGAACGAAGAAGGGUGUGAAGGAUCGUAGCGGAGGGCACUCCAAGGAAUCAGAUGAACUGAUUGCUGUAACACUUUCACAGCUCAAGGAUGCAAGUACCUGGUUAGAUCAACUUCGAAAAGAUGCAGGCACUGAAGCAGAUGGAUUACUCGGGACCAUCGAUCGGUUGAAACAAAAGAUCUAUGUCUGCUUACUUGAACAUGUCGAAUCAGCUGCAUCGGCACUGGAAGUACGAAAAAAAUCGUGAUUGAUGUUUCUUUCAAUUCUGAGCUUUUGAGGCUCUCAGGUUGCAGAAUCCUCUGAAUACCACAUUCGACUGGAAGGUCCUUCCUCUAAAAUGGUGAAGAGCAUUUCCAGGUGAAGAAAAAAAUUUAGCAUCUGCUUGCAGACAUAUACAUGUUUCCUCAGAAAUUGUUCAACUAAUUUGCUGUUGUCAAUCGAUACAGUUUACGCACCAGAAAAACUUGUUCUCUCACUCAACAUGAGCUAUACUUUGUUGGUUGAUCCAAAUUACUGUAUGUCGAUAUAUGACAAAUUUUAGAACAUGAAUGCUAUUUAUUUUGCAUUUCUGGCUUCCUUUUGAUA
Messenger RNA from Musa acuminata subsp. malaccensis (wild Malaysian banana), 2592 nucleotides. RefSeq lists its product as uncharacterized. The record is from RefSeq and is a predicted model, not a curated record. NCBI's taxonomy places the organism in Eukaryota, Viridiplantae, Streptophyta, Magnoliopsida, Zingiberales, Musaceae.